Molecule: messenger RNA, 1274 nt
Organism: Episyrphus balteatus (marmalade hoverfly)
Lineage: Eukaryota; Metazoa; Arthropoda; Insecta; Diptera; Syrphidae
Product: deoxynucleoside kinase
Exons: 6
Coding region: 226-966 (246 amino acids)
Biological process (GO): nucleobase-containing compound metabolic process
Cellular component (GO): mitochondrion; cytoplasm
Molecular function (GO): ATP binding; deoxynucleoside kinase activity
Source: RefSeq, a predicted model, not a curated record
AAAAUUAAAAAUUUAAAUAAAUCCAUUCAAUUGAACGAACGCUCAACAGCAAUCUGUUUCAACCAUAAUGCCGCUGUUAUAGCAGCCAUUUCGUCAUGUUUUUGGUUAUGUGAAAGUUUGUUUACAAAUCUAAUCACACGUAAAUGGUAUACAUAUAAAAUUAUUCAUCAAACUCAAGUCGACAAACAUGUAUUUAAAUGUGAACACUCUGUCAUAGCACGACAAAUGGCCACCAAAUCGGGCGCAAUUAAUUCAAAUAAAUAUGCUGCUGGCAGCCAACCCUUCACAGUUCUAAUUGAAGGCAAUAUUGGCAGUGGAAAGACAACAUUUCUAAAUCAUUUUAAUAAGUUCCAAAAUGAUAUAUGCCUUCUAACUGAACCUGUUGAAAAAUGGAGAAAUUGUAAUGGGGUCAAUUUAUUGGAACUUAUGUACACUGAACCACAUCGCUGGGCAAUGCCAUUCCAAAGCUAUGUCACCUUGACCAUGUUGCAAAGUCACACACUGACUACAAACAAAAAAGUUAAACUUAUGGAACGAUCCAUUUUCAGUUCAAGAUACUGUUUUGUGGAGAAUUUAUAUUCUAACAACACACUUCACGAAGGGAUGUAUCAAAUCCUUGAUGAAUGGUAUAAAUUUAUAGAAAAAUCCAUCCAUAUUCAAGCUGAUCUCAUUGUUUAUCUUCGAACAUCUCCGGAAAUUGUUUAUGAACGAAUGAAAAAACGUGCACGCUCCGAAGAGAGUUGUGUUCCACUUAAGUACCUGCAAGAAUUACACGAACUUCAUGAGAAUUGGUUGAUACAUGAGAGAGUUGGACCAAAAAUUCCUGUUCUAGUAUUAAAUGGUGAUUUAGAUUUGGAACACAUUGGCACCGAAUACAUUCGUUCCGAAGAGAGCAUUAUAAAUUUCUCGGAUGUCGAGAGGCAAGCUAUUUUAGUUUCGCCAAGUAAAAGACAUCGUUUAUCUUAGAAUUAUUUUUCAUUUAAUUAUUGAUUUUCAAACAUGCACUUGGUUUAAAAAUUUAUGUUAAUUUUGUAUAUUUUUCUUUUUUUUAGCACAAUCUUUUGUUUGUUAAGUAAUCUCUUUAUAUUUUUAUUUUAACUAUAAAUCUAUUAGAUGGAUCUAAAGUUUUUAUAAUAUUUCUGACACAUUAUCAAUAAAAAAUAAAUAUGUAUAAUACGCUGACCUAUUUUAGAAAUAAUAAUUUGUGACCAAUAAUAAUUUAUGUAUUAAGUAAUUCCCUAAUUACAAUAAAGAAUAUUAUAAUUUCAAAUUUU